Molecule: messenger RNA, 405 nt
Organism: Linum trigynum
Lineage: Eukaryota; Viridiplantae; Streptophyta; Magnoliopsida; Malpighiales; Linaceae
Source: the annotation of a GenBank genome assembly
AUGGUACUAGGAUUUUCCCAUAACAAGAAUCUCAUCGAUUUUCUCAUCGGCUACGGCACUGGUCUCCUCUUCCUCCGCCACCAGCACGCAAGCCUCCUCCGUCUGAUUAAUGCUCUUCUGGCCUUCAAUCUUGCCAUUCUUGUCCUGUACUUUCGGCUUCGUGACCCGCAUGAGCUCCACUGCCACGUUGGUGAUGGAGUGGUACUUAUGCAUCUGUUGAAGGAUGGAGAUCCACUUGAGCCGCCUCUUUUGGAUGGCAGAGAAGACAGAAUCGUACUCCAAUCCGCCUCCGUCGAGCUGUACGAGGUGUCAGCAAAAUGCAUCGAUGCUUGCAUUCGCAGCGGCGAAUUCACCACGGAACCAGGCGAGGAUCGUGUCCUUGGAAAAGGAGGCAUCUGUCAUUAG